Messenger RNA from Liolophura sinensis, 4125 nucleotides. RefSeq names its product SH3 domain-containing YSC84-like protein 1. Gene Ontology annotation, biological process: regulation of ruffle assembly. The record is from RefSeq and is a predicted model, not a curated record. Gene Ontology annotation, cellular component: ruffle membrane. Gene Ontology annotation, molecular function: phosphatidylinositol binding; protein binding. NCBI's taxonomy places the organism in Eukaryota, Metazoa, Mollusca, Polyplacophora, Chitonida, Chitonidae. The transcript is spliced from 8 exons.
AUAUCCCAUGAGCUAACCAAGGCAGAAUGGUGAACACCCCAAUUCCUCAUAGUCUCAAAUCAGAGGCUAAGAAAGCAGCUAAAAUUCUGAGGGAGUUCACGGUGCCAUCUGCUAAGGCGGGCCCUGACAAACUUAUACCCGCUGGGUUGAUAGCAAAAGCCAGGGGUCUUGCAAUUCUGACUGUAGUUAAGGCAGGAUUCUUGGUGACGGCCAGGGGAGGCAGUGGUAUUGUCAUAGCCAAGCUUGAUGAUGAUAGUGAGUGAAAUAUAAUAACAGCGUGGUCAGCCCCCUCAGCCCUUGGUAUUGCUGGUUUGGGAGGAGGUUUCGAGAUAGGUGCAGAGGUCACAGACUUCGUAAUUAUUUUGACUUCCAAAGCAGCGGUGGAUGCCUUUUCUAAGGGAGGUAACUUGACUCUGGGGGGUAACUUCACGAUAGCAGCUGGCCCGCUGGGACGUAACUUGGAAGGAGAUGUGGCAGUUAGAAGUCCUGCAGCUAUUUACACUUAUUCAAAAACUAAAGGAAUAUUUGCUGGGAUUUCCAUAGAAGGCAGUGGGUUGAUUGAACGCAAAGAUGCAAAUAAAAAGUUUUAUGGAUGUGAGGGCAUUCGAGCAUAUGAAAUCCUGUCAGGUCGAGUUCCUUGUCCGCCAGAGUGCAGUGUUCUGUAUGAGGUGUUGAAUAAACAUGAGGAAAUGGCAGAGAAGGCAUUACUGGAGAUAGCCAAACAAAAGGCUCUGAAACGAUCAAACUCCUCUGCUUCCACAAAUUCCUCAUCCAGAUUCCAGGGACUCAGUUUUAAUUCAAAGGAUUCACCUAAAAAGGAGAGAGAAUCAUCAGAGGCACGAAUAGUGACAACUCGAACAAUUCGAUCUCGAGUGGAACAGUCAAAACAGAGUUCUGGGAAGGAUAACACCCUAGUGACUACCACUACCACCACCACAACAGUGAAGUCCACUGGCCCUGGGCCCAGCCCUCCAGCGAACAAGGGAGAAAAAUCUUACACCAUCACUAAAAAUUUUGGAGAUGUCCCUGAUCUAGAUCAAGAUCUGAGUAAGCAGGCAAUGCUUGUGAGAGCGUUAUACGAGUAUACGGGAACUAAACCAUGUGACCUCACAUUACAUCCAGGUGAUGUGGUAACUGUCCGCACCUACACAGACAGCCAGUUUGAUUGGUGGGAGGGAACCUUAGGAAAGAAUACAGGCAUAUUUCCGGCUAACUACGUGGAGGUGCUCACCAGGCACAAGGUGGGCUGAUAGCAGACUACAGAAGAGACAGUUGGAUGUGGUCAACAGUUGAGCUUUCUGGUGCUGCUUAUUGUAUACAUGUAGCCUAUCAUUCCUGCAACUAUAAAGGUUAUGUAACCUACGGAAUCUGUAAGUUGUACUAAAAUGUUUUGGGACUGUUGAGACGCAGUGGUACAGAUGUAGGGUUCAGUGGUACAAAUGUGUCACUUUCAAUAUGACUGCAUUUUUGGAAAUCAGAAAAUUUGGUCAACAAAUGUGGGACUUACACGUAUUGCUUAAGACGUGAGGACACAAUAUCACAAAUGUGUCACAAACAAAUUAUACUUCCAUUUGAUAUUCAUGUUCUUCUACUUUCGGAAAUCACAAAAUCUGGUUGAAAAAAGUGGGACUUAGUUGUUGGUGUAGCUGUGGAAGGCAUUGGUAUAACGUGUCGCCAACAAAUGAUACUUUCGUUGAAGUUCGUCAAGUUUGGAACUCUCAAAAUCCGGUUGACAAGUGUGGGACAUAGUUAUUGUUUCAGAUGUGGAAUGUAGUGGUAUGCCGUUGGACCAUUCAUAUUCUUCCAGUUCGGAAAUCACAAAAUCUGACCAACAAAUAUUUGACUUAUUGGUUCAGAUGUGGAAUGCAGUGGUACAAAUGUGUCACAAACAACUGGUACUUCCAUUGGACCAUUCAUACUCUCCAAGUUUGCAAAUCACAAAAUCUGACCAACAAAUAUUUGAUUUAUUGGUUCAGAUGUGGAAUGCAGUGGUACAAAUGCGUCACAAACAAGUGGUACUUCCAUUGGACCAUUCAUAUUCUCCAAGUUUGCAAAUCACAAAAUCUGACCAACAAAUAUUUGACUUAUUGGUUCAGAAGUGGAAUGCAGUGGUACAAAUGCGUCACAAACAAGUGGUACUUCCAUUGGACCAUUCAUAUUCUCCAAGUUUGCAAAUCACAAAAUCUGACCAACAAAUAUUUGACUUAUUGGUUCAGAAGUGGAAUGCAGUGGUACAAAUGCGUCACAAACAAGUGGUACUUCCAUUGGACCAUUCAUAUUCUCCAAGUUUGCAAAUCACAAAAUCUGACCAACAAAUAUUUGACUUAUUGGUUCAGAUGUGGAAUGCAGUGGUACAAAUGCGUCACAAACAACUUGUAUUUCCAUUGGACCAUUCAUAUUCUCCAAGUUUGCAAAUCACAAAAUCUGACCAACAAAUAUUUGAUUUAUUGGUUCAGAUGUGGGACUCAAUGGUACAAAUGCGUCACAAACAAAUGGCACUUCCCUUGGACUAUUCAUGUUCUAAGAUAAACAAGUACCAUUUUGUUGGCUAACAACUAACCAAUGUGGUGGGUGAUCUAUUGGAUACAUCAUUGGUAUCUGUGGCAGCUAUAAAAGUGCAUGUAACACUACAUAUGCCUGGUGAAUUAGGUCAAUUGUAGGCCUGGCCCCAGGAUCAGGAACCUGUCUUAGACUUAAGUCAAAACUUCAGUCGUCAAAAUUUUGUUUGUUCCUUUCCCUUUUUUUUGUUAGCUGAAACUUGUCGUUCAAUAACUUACCCAGAAUUUACCCGUUGAAGCAAUAUUGUGAUAUGUAACACAAGAAACAACAGUUUUAAGAUCAUUUUAAAUUUUGACUUAAGUUUAAGAUCAUUUCGUCGUCCACGAGCCUAUGUCCUGAAAACUUUCAAUGCAGACAGUAAACAAAUGCCAUGUACAUCAAGAUAGUGCUAAAAAGAACAACCUUAGAAUGUAUGUUAAUGCCACAACUAAAAUCAAAAUGAAGUCUGAUUAUCUUGCCAAGUGUGUUGCGCCCUGUACCACGUUGUACUGAAAUGCAUGUGGUACAAUGAAAAUUUUUUGGAAUAUUUGAUUGACAUUUGCCACUUUUACACUUUUUUAACAUAUUACAUUUGCUUUGAUACUCUUUACUGAAUUUGUUAAGUGUACAUAAUAUCAUGAGAUUGCAUACAGAUAUGACUCAUCUAUAUAAUAGAGAGAAGUUGUAUUGAAUACUUAAUUCACCCAUGUCAUUCUUCGUUUCUUUAAAGAGCUACUUUGGUAUCAAAACACCUGUGUCUUAAGAGCAAGGUGAAUUGAUAAAGACUGGGAUAGUCUGAAUUGUUCUCCUAAAUUGUGAAACUAUUGCAGUGAAUUAAAACCGAUAUUGUACGUUUCGUCAGAGUAUAAGGAAACAAAGUGUUUCUGACCCUUCCACGUUGCCUGGUGUGACGUCACCCACGAACACAUGACGUCAUCAGUUGCUGAUGUAUAUUCACAAAUGACACUGCCCUUUCAAAUGCUCUUGACGUCAUCCCAGCAUAAAAGCCUUACUCAACAUCACAUCUGCCUGAUUCGUCGUCAUACAUGAUAUAUUCGGACACGGCCGAAGAUUUUGUUUUUCAUGGAAUAUUCAGUUAUAUGGGUUAAUUAGUGUUAUUCAUCAAAAUCCUAUUGAAACAUAGUGUUGGGCUUACUCUGUAGGAUUUCUUUCAUAUCAUUUUAAUAUUUCUACGCAAUUUGUAUUCUGACCAGUGGCAGGUUAAACGCAAGUGAAGAGGUCAUAGAUGAAUCCCUGAAAUGUGUCCCUCGUGUUGAUUUACCUGGCAGUAGUAAAAAAAAUUGAUCCUAUGAGUAGGUUAAAUUACACUGUAAAUCUGACAGGUAAGGAGGAUACAAAACUAGUGAUAGGUGGAAAAUACCAGUGGAAAGCUAGCAUAGCAUUCCGCGUACAAAACUUCUGUGAUUAUCAUUGUUAAUAUGCCUGACAAGCUGUGUGGAAGCUAUCAACUCUUAAACUACAUAUAAUUAAUUAACCACAUGAGGUGAAUAUUCUGACUUAAAUUCAACAUGGAUAUAUUGCUAUGUGCAUUGAUGUGCUUGAUAAAUCUGUCUACAUGUAUUUCAA